This is a messenger RNA of Salvia hispanica, 2639 nucleotides long. RefSeq names its product Pentatricopeptide repeat (PPR-like) superfamily protein. Gene Ontology annotation, cellular component: mitochondrion. The record is from RefSeq and is a predicted model, not a curated record. NCBI's taxonomy places the organism in Eukaryota, Viridiplantae, Streptophyta, Magnoliopsida, Lamiales, Lamiaceae. Gene Ontology annotation, molecular function: protein binding; mRNA binding. Gene Ontology annotation, biological process: mitochondrion organization; RNA processing.
UUUCAGCUGAAAUUACAAACUGCCGAUUUCUAAGCACAAACAUGCUCAAUCCGUCUAGGUAACUAGAAUUCAACUGAGUUGAACAUCCGAUGCUUCGUUUCAAGAUUCAAUGCGCCCAGAAAUUAUAAACCCCAAUCAUCUCGCCAUUAUUUGGGAAUUAGCUACUGUUUUUACUAUUUCUCAGAAUGCAUAAUUCCAUGUCCAACCAAGGAUUCUACCGCACUGCGAAACAAGUUUUCAGCUCUACAAAAUCCAAUGAACACACCGCAAACUUGAUCGCGGAAUCCCUAAUUAAUUCGACCACAAGGCCUCUCCAAAUUGCAGAAUCUCUCAUUUCCAAAGUUAAUCCCUGUAUCACACAUCAUGUUCUCUCGAACCCACGAAUUCCCAGCUCUUCUUGCUUGCGUUUCUUUGAAUUUUUGCGGACGAAUCAGUCCAGUACUCCUCAAAAACCCGAUCUUGAAUCGCACAUUGUAAUCAUUCUGCGGCUUUUUGGAGCUAGAAAAUUUGCGGAGGCCAAGAAUAUUCUGAGUGCUGCUGUUGCAGAUGAAAAUCUUCGAUCCCCAUUUUCAGAAGUAGCUUCAUUAGUGAGUGAAAGCUGUGCAGAACCCACUGUAAAGAUUAAAUUCUUUGAUAUGUUAUUUCGGGUUUAUGCUGACAAUGGAAAGUUUGAUGAGGGCUUGGAGGUUUUCGAGUACAUGGUUAAUAAUAAGUUCGAGAUUGAUGAGCGUUCGUGCAUGGUUUAUUUGGUUGCAUUGAAGAAAUGCAACCGUUUUGGCUCACUGUGUGAUUUCUUUCUGAAAAUGGUGGAAUGUAAUGUGUUGAUUACUGUUUAUUCCAUGACAUUGGUUAUGGAUGGAUUGUGUAAAAGAAGGGAAGUCGAGAAGGCCAGAAAAUUGAUGCACGAUUUGGUUGAAAAAGGGGUUAAACCAAAUGCAUAUACUUUCAACACUUUGAUAGAUGCUUAUGUAAAGAAACCGAAUCACGAGGGAGUGAAAGAUAUCUUGGCUACCAUGGAGAAGGCAGGGGUGAAUUUCAAUGUGGCGACGUAUACUCUUCGAAUUAAUUGGCAAGCGAAAUACUUUGGUAUUGAAAAUGCAGUGAGGGUGUUUAAGGAAAUGUCUGAAAAAGGUGUAGAGGCAGAUGUUCAUGUGUACACAUUGAUGAUUAGUCUGUACUGUAAAAAAGGUGAUAUUAAGACCGCAUUUGCUUUAUUUGAUGAGUUGGUGGAGAAGGGGUUGGAGCCUAAUGCCCAUACUUAUAACUCAUUGAUAUAUGGUAUGUGCAAGAUGGGGAACGUGGAUGCAGCGAAGGUCUUGCUCAUUGAUAUGCAAAGCAAAGGAAUAAACUUGAAUCGAGUUAUUUUCAACACGCUGAUGGAUGGCUACUGCAAGAAAGGGAUGAUUGAUGAAGCUUUGAAGUUGCAAGCUGUUAUGGAGAAGAAGGGAUUUGAUCCUGAUGUGUACGUGUACACUAUGAUUGCCAAUUGUUUAUGCAAAUUAAACCGCCAUGAGGAAGCGAAGAAGGAACUGUUCUCGAUGGUGGAGAAGGGUGUCGCACCAAAUGUGUAUUCUUACACAACACUGAUCGAUAUAUACAGCAAGGAAGGUAAUCUUGUUGAAGCUACUAGAACGUUACAUGAGAUGGAGAAGAAUGGAGAGAAACCAAGCGUUGUGACAUACAACGUUUUAAUCCAUGGAUACUGCCGAAAUGGGAGGAUGAAGGAAGCAAAUGAAUUGAGGAGGAAACUGGAAGUUAAGGGGUUGCUGCCAGAUAGUUACACGUACACCUCCCUCGUGCAAGGAGAAUGUAUAGCUGGGGAUAUAGAUGAGGCUCUGAAGCUCUUCCGAGAGAUGCAGGCGAAGAAUAUAAAUCCGGAUGUGAUAACUUACACAGCAUUGAUAGCAGGGUUGUCCAAAGAGGGGAGAUCAGAGGAGGCUUUUGAGUUGUAUGACGAGAUGAAAGAAGCUGGUGUCACACCAGAUGAUACUGUAUACUCUUGUCUUGUGGGCAGCCUCCAUGCUACUCAAACUUAGUCUUCAAAUCUCGGAUGAGCGCUUGCUACAAAGGAAGGCUGCGUUUGAUUUGAUUGAUAUUGCUCGCUGGCAUGUCUCGUAUGCCAUAGCGUGGAGAGUCAGUCCAUCACAUUCCUUCAGAAGCUACUCCUUAUCAAGCUCAAACAACGAAGGGAGAUGCUCGGCUAUUGCAAAUUGCUUGGCCAGAAAAACCACACUCCUACAUUCUACAGCCAAUCACAGGUUCACCGUUCACGUCUUCUAAGGUGAUGCCCCAAUAUAUUCCGGAGCCAUGCUGUUAGAAGGGACAUGGUGAGAGACUGGAACUUUGAGGAUGUACUCGGCCAAAGCUCAAUAAUGCGGAGAAACUGCUCAAGAACGAAGGCUAUGCAUAGCUUCAGAGCUCGGGUAGAGAGCUACGAGGAUUUGAGGUUGGUUUAUGUUGUUUCCGAGUUGAUAAUAUUCACUUGUUGUGAGUAUUUGAGCAUUUGUAACAGAUUCAAAGUCCCUCAGACCAUCCGUGUAUAGCUUUUUUCAGAUUCCUCUCUUCCUUUUCUUUUCUCUGUAGAAAAAUGAUCGAAGCAAAACCAAGUGUAUAAAGGAUAGGAAUUCUGAUUGUCUCAA